AUGGACCACUGUAACUAUCCGGAAGUCAAACGACCAUUCCUUGACACGAGAGCUUUAUCUUCCCCGCUUGGUCACGAAUCAGAGAGCGAAUCUAGCGAGGUUUCCGGCUCCGAAACGCCCUCUCCGUCAGCCAGACCUUCUGCCCGAUUCCCGUCGUUCACUCCUCCGCUCGAGGAGAAUGGGAGCUCUGAAACAUCCCCAAAUCUUGAGGCUGAGAGUAGUAAGGGGUGGUAUGAAUUUGACCUUUCGGUCAUACUCGCGCUAGUUUCGCCCAUCGGAAACUGGUUGACAGGAGGAGACCACGUCAAGAAUUUCCUUCUCGUUCUUCUCCUGAUAUUCUAUUUGCACCAAAUUAUCGAAGUACCGUGGAGCCUCUAUCAUCUCUCGAGACCCAGACGUCGUUCCCCGGAUGUACCACCCCAUCGAACGUCUGAGCAGGAUCCCUAUCAUCAAAUUGCUUCGUCAGAGCUACACAAGCUCGAAAUUUUCUACCUGUUUCUGACUAUUCUGUCGCCGUUGCUCGGAGUCGCAAUCCUUCGUGUCGUCAUCAUAUCUGUCGCCGGUCCAGAGACUAUAACAUGGUUCAGUACCUCCCUCUUCAUUCUCGCCACCGGUAUGCGGCCUUGGAAACACGCGGUAGAACGUCUCCGUCAACGCACAAAAGACUUGCAUACUGUCAUUCACUACCCCCCAGCCAGCUCACCAGAUACGCAGUCGCAAAUCGAAGCUCUGGCUGCGCGCGUCGCCGAAUUAGAGGCUCAGCUGAAAGAAUGCAAUGAAACCGUGAAGGCUCUCACAGAAGACGUUUUCGACCACGUGGAGGGAGCCGUUGAGGGGUUAGAUAAAUCUAUGCGGAAACAGGAGAAGAAGAAUGAUGCUUUCUACUCUGCGCAGGAAUUGAGACUCGCAACGUUGGAACAAAACAUGGAAGCGUUGCUGGAGAGGAAAGAAAUUUCAGGCCACGGUUCGACUCUAUCUUACAAUCUUACUUCCGCAUUCCAUGCAACCAUGGCUGAACCACUCGCACUCAUCUUUCCAGAGUGGGCACGUAGCUCUCGCCGAGACAAACACCCACCAUCUCCUCGCUCUUCCCCAAAAAUUGGUCGUUCCCGUACCGCCACUAAGCUUGAGACGAUACCAGAAGGCGCCACUUUUACACCCAAGAGAGUUCGAUAUCGCUUUCCCUCCCUCCGUAUUCCAGGUUUGAAAUUCGUCCUGCGCAUCGGCGAUUUGGCAACCUUACCCGUCCGACGGGUAGUGGCUUAUCUCCUCAUGGGCCGCGUCUAUGAGCCUAAUGCGCCUACUUCCUCGCUUUGA
Messenger RNA from Suillus clintonianus, 1317 nucleotides. RefSeq lists its product as uncharacterized. NCBI's taxonomy places the organism in Eukaryota, Fungi, Basidiomycota, Agaricomycetes, Boletales, Suillaceae. Bases 1 to 1317 code for a protein of 438 amino acids. The transcript has 2 exons. The record is from RefSeq and is a predicted model, not a curated record.